Messenger RNA from Penicillium brasilianum, 6072 nucleotides. The record is from the annotation of a GenBank genome assembly. Lineage: Eukaryota; Fungi; Ascomycota; Eurotiomycetes; Eurotiales; Aspergillaceae.
GUCAUGCCAUCAUGCAGCAGUUAGGACACAUGGAAGGUGGUUGAUUCUACGAUAUAUCGGAUUCCGAAGCUAGAUCUUCCAUACCUCGUGCUGUUUAUCCCGAACUUCGGAGGGGUGGGAGUCAUGGCACUCGAUAGAGUUGGAAUGUUGCGCGCCCUCUUGAGGCAUUUGUGCCGCGUGCGUGAUCUGGUACCUCCGCAAAAAUCGCUCAUCGUCGCCUUUCGCGUGUCGUCUACUUGAUUCCAGUCUGAUUUUUAUUUGCUUUUUAAUAAUCAAUUGCCCGCUGACAAUUCCAUUCAUACUUUCCGUGACUCUUUUCCCCUAUAUGAUGCAAUUGGUCGUGUCGCGGUUGCUUUUUUCUUGACUGGAAAUCCAUUAAUAUACCUACCUGCCCGCUACAGUCAUCGAAAUACUCGAAAAUAAAACCUACUCUUGACCCUCUCAACAAAUACCUUUGGGAAAUAUCAUUACCUCCUGGCACCUAUCAUUAACACUCUCAUUGAAAAGAAAGUUCGCGACCAUUGUUAGCUUGUCUUUCAUUAUUGAUACACGCGACUGUGCGAUCGACAGCCCAAACUCCCGUGGAUCAUGUCCCCCGAACGAGAAGUUCCUCACAACCCUCCGCAUACCCCAAAAUUCCAACAGGAUUCCCUCUCUAGUACAACCAUGAGGAGAAGUCUUUUUUGGUCCAAGAUAUCGAUGUGUCGAUAUUGACACACGAAGUUCGUGUAUCUCAUGGGAUCUCCGUGCAAGCAGCAGACUUGGUCACUGCUCUAAUCCAAGCUGCCUUCGAAGUUCAUCAUGUCACCACCUAUGAUGAACGGGGAGUCAUCGUUGCCGAGCUUGAUACCACGUCGUGGAAUCAUCGUGGUUCGGCCCUUUUCUCGCCUCGUGCCUCUUAUUCUAGCCUCUCGUCCAACAUCAAAGAACGGCUACAUAAUAGCCGAGAGAAAACUCAUAUUGCCAACUGUAACGCUUGCAAGAAAGAAGAAGCUCUUGAAUUCUCUCGGAACUCGACCCAGACUGAAAUUGGCACUCUCAAUGAAAAGUCUUCACGGAUUUCUGCCUGGAAAGAAACUGACGGCGAACACGCUCGACGCACUGGGGAAUUAGAACGAACACCUACAAGUGAAAUAUCUCACACGCCGCCAUCGGCUGCGACCUCGGAAACCCAAGUGGAACGACCGACGGAAUUCUCCAUUUCGAUUCCCCACGACAUCAAUGAAACGUCUCAAUCACCGCCAGCUGAGACGAUCGAAGAUUUCGCCGCGCGGAUCAGCAUUAGUGGCAUGAGUUGUGCAUCGUGUGUCAAUAGUAUUACUAGUGCCAUUCAAGAGCUUGAUUGUGUUAAAGAGAUCACCGUCAACCUGCUCACAAACAGCGCGGCUCUCGUAUACAAAGGACCCCAAGGAAAUAUUGACACUAUCGUUGGCGAAAUCGAGGACAUUGGGUUUGAAGCCUUCGUUGAUGAAGUCAACCCGAUUCUCAGGUCCCCAAAGCCCCAAGCGGCCCCAAUAACAUAUGUGACCGAGAUUGCCAUCACGGGCAUGACUUGUGGCUCCUGCGUAGGCACGGUCACUCGAGGCUUAGAAGAGCUACCCUUCAUCUGCAAUGUCUCUGUCAACCUGCUGUCUCAUAGUGGAAAGAUUGAGUUUGAAGGACGUGAGAACUUGGAUCAAAUCGUGGAGAAGAUUCAGGAUAUGGGAUAUGAUGCUGCGGUUAGCAGUGUUCAUGCCGUGGCUGCAGACAGCGAUAUUUCCGAACCCGUUCAAAAGAGAACGAUAUCGAUCCGUGUCGAUGGCAUGUUCUGUCAUCAUUGUCCGGAGAAAGUCCUGGCGGCAUUGGAGUCGCUUCCCACUGUCGUCGUGGAAGAGGACCCUACCGAGAAACAGCCCAUUAUCAGGGUCACGUACACUCCUGCGCCGCCAACAUUGACUGUCCGUUCAAUCCUCACGGCCAUCAACGAGGCAAAUGGUGUGUUCAAUGCAAGCAUUUACCAUCCACCUACCAUUGAAGAUCGCUCCCGAGCGAUGCAGCUCCAUGAACGACGGAGGCUACUCGUCCGCCUACUAUUUGUCUUCGCCGUCGCAAUCCCGACCUUCCUCAUUGGGAUCGUGUUCAUGUCGCUCGUCCCAUCUCAAAACCCGACCCGGAUGUACCUGGAACAGACGAUUUGGUCUGGCAGUGUUACUCGCAUCGAAUGGGCAUUGUUUAUCAUGUCAACGCCGGUCAUGUUCUACGGAACCGAUGUUUUCCACACACGCGCGCUCAAGGAGAUUUACGCUUUAUGGCGGCCAGGAAGCCGAGUUCCCAUAACGCGGAGAUUCUAUCGCUUUGGCAGCAUGAAUCUCUUGAUCUCGGCAGGCACAGCUGUAGCCUACUUCUCCUCACUGGCAGUACUGAUUGUUGAUGCGGUUGCCGGAAGCAAAACUAGCGCUCAUAGUACAACUUACUUUGACUCCGUGGUCUUUCUCACGCUGUUUAUCCUCGCUGGUCGGUUCUUGGAGGCAUACAGCAAGGCCCGAACCGGUGAUGCCGUUUCUUCCCUAGGCAAUCUCCGACCUUCGGAAGCCUUGUUAGUCGAGACUCAGUCCACGGACACCGAUGCUUCUGGAAUCUGUGGGUCAGACCAAAUGGCUCGUGUUGGCGUUGAUCUCCUGGAGAUUGGUGAUAUGGUUCGCAUUCCUCACGGGGCAUCUCCGCCUGCUGAUGGCCUGGUGGUUGGCGAAGGUUCCUACCAAUUUGAUGAGAGUUCUCUCACAGGCGAGUCCCGACCUGUCAAGAAGAUCGCCGGCGAUCAAGUCUUCACUGGCUCAGUCAAUGUGGGCCAGCCUGUGCAGAUUCGCAUCACUGAGCUUGGUGGUUCAUCAAUGCUUGACCGAAUCAUCGCUGUGGUUCGCGAGGGUCAAAGCAAGCGUGCUCCCUUGGAAAGGGUUGCCGAUCUGCUCACCUCCCAUUUUGUCCCUGUCAUUACCUUGAUUGCUAUCCUGACUUUUGUCAUCUGGCUUGCCCUUGGCCAUUCGAAUGUCCUUCCAGCGGACUACCUCGACAUUGCUCGCGGCGGAUGGACUUUCUGGAGCCUGGAAUUCGCCAUCGCCGUCUUUGUCGUUGCUUGCCCAUGUGGAUUGGCAUUGGCUGCACCAACUGCACUUUUCGUUGGUGGUGGUCUUGCCGCAAAGCAUGGUAUCCUCGUGAAGGGUGGUGGUGAAGCCUUUCAAGAAGCCAGUCGCCUCGAUGCCAUCGUGUUCGACAAGACCGGCACUCUGACCGAGGGAGGAAGUCUCAAAGUCACAGAGCACGAGAUUCUGACCAAGGAUGAGGACCUUCUAAGAGUCGCUUGGACGCUUGCGAGAAAACUGGAAGAGAGUAGCAAUCACCCAAUUGCCCAGGCAAUCUCUACUUUCUGUCAAUCGCAGCUCAUGGUUAAUGUUGUGUCCUCCGAUAUUCAAGAAAUUUUAGGGCAGGGAAUGAAGGGUACCUUCACAGUCACAGCAGAAAACUCUGGCAGCCUCGAACAGUAUGAAGCUGCAAUUGGAAAUGAGCGCCUUCUUCACAGUGUUGUUCCCGCCGACAGCGACACAUACUUCGUCUCCAGUCUGCUCUCAAAAUUUCAAUCGGGUGGCAAAUCCACAGCCAUCCUUUCCUUGCGCUGCAAAUCUUCUGAACCGUCACCAUUUCUUCCCGCGAUCGUUUUCGCGACAUCGGACACGAUUAGACCCGAGGCAGCCGAUGUGAUCUCCCAACUCAACAAGCGACGUGUUGAAGUCUUCAUGUGUACGGGUGACAACCAGACGACUGCCCACGCAGUCGCUGAAAUGCUGGGUAUCCCUCGUUCCAACGUCAUGGCCAACGUGUUGCCCGCAGAAAAGGCCAGCUUUGUGCGACAAGUCCAAGACGGCUCUGUCCACGCAACAGCACACAGCACCGGAACGCCGGAGUCUCAAGACAAGACGGCAAGUCGUUCCAUUGUUGCCUUCGUUGGAGAUGGAGUCAAUGAUUCACCUGCGCUUGCCGCUGCAGAUGUUAGUAUUGCAAUGGCAUCAGGCUCGGACGUCGCCAUCAACUCUGCCAGCUUCAUCUUGCUCAAUUCGGACCUGAGCACGAUCUUACAGCUUGUCAUUCUCAGUCGUCGCGUGUUCAAUCGUGUCCGGAUGAACUUUGGAUGGGCCGUGGUUUACAAUCUGUGUCUUGUUCCCGUUGCUGCUGGUGUCUUCUACCCGAUUGUGAGUGGUCAUCAUCAGAAGGUCAUCGGUGGUGAGAUGAUCACCGUGAAUGAACACUGGAGAUUGAGUCCUGUAUGGGCUGCACUGGCCAUGGCACUAAGCAGUAUUUCGGUUAUUUCGAGCAGCCUGGCUUUGAGGAUCAGUAUGGAGAGUGUGAGGAGGUUGUUGACUUGGAAGAGAUCAGACCGUGUUUCAUAAUUAGAAUGCUCCUGUACAGUUCGUCACUCAAGCGUUCCUUUACUGAUUCCCAUCAAAUUAAGUUUCAUUCGUUUCAUCCUUUAAUUUAGAACCAUAUCUAUGUAGCUUUGCUCUUUAAAAGCCAUUGAUCAUCCAGAUGCUCCCCACACCUCGGCAACCUUCUUGCUUAAUACUUUGCCGAAGGUUUUCCGUCCCACGACAGACUGUAAUUUAUCCGACAUCAAUGUUUCCCGCUCGCUAGGCUCUAGUGCCAUGUAUGCUUCCACAAGGUGCCGCGGCGUCGGCCAUAGUCGCUGGAUCGCCAUUGCUUUCUCACCGGUCACAUGACGCAUACACAUGAGCAUCUUCAAAAAGACGUCCCGAAGGGUUAAGGUGUUGGACUUGGAAGCAAGAGCUGAGAAUGUGGAGAAUGUGACACCGAACGUGACGGACGAGUCCCUCGCUCGGAGGUCAUCCAAUAGACUGAGGUAAGACUGUAUUGAGGAGAUGCGCCGGCUUGGAACAACAGCAACCGAGUUCGGACUCGAUGUGGAAUCGCUUUGGCUGAGACGAGGCUCGUGGCAGGGCGAAUCCUGCGCGCCGUACAUUUUGCGAAGCAGUCGAGUCAUACGGGCGAGAUAUCGGAUCGAGUCGUCGAGAGAACGAGUUUGCUUCAAAAAGUACCCAUUAACCACCUGGGUCGAUGCAAUCGCCGAAGCGGCCAUCUCCUGGUACUUCGAUGCACUGCUGGGACCAGCAUCGGCGUGCGCCACUGAGAAUUCUUCGAUGAGGUAGAUGACAUUUUUGAUACCCGAUCGUUUGAGACGAAAUUUCUGCUCGUGGAAUCGUCCAUCUUUGAUAGAGCCAAUGAGAUCGUCGAGACGCUUUCUUUCGAGGAUCCAGUCCAGCAUUACCUCAUCACAUUCUUCGCCAUAACGAGUGAGAUAUGCAGGGUCCCGACACUUGGCCACCCACAUUAUAUCGCCUAGCUCCAGAGCCCGCACCUGGGGUGUGAUGCCUUUCUUUAUGAGCUCGUUGGCAAUAUAGUCUCGGUCUUUUUGAGUGCGUACUUCUCGAGUAUCGAGCACUAACUCGACGGUAAAACUUCCUGGGGGAAGGGUGAUAGGUUCCGUAGGGCCGUCGGUGUGAGAGCUUUGCCCAACGAAGCUGGUAGGCAGUGCUUGUAUUACAAAGUCGUCAUCGCCAUCGCCUGGGAGGGAUCUGGUCCCGUGCGCAGGGGCCAUUUGCGUCGGUUGUUUUCGAGAAUUGCUCACUGUAGGGGCGGGAAUAUUCUCUGAUGCGCCAGGCAAAGUCUUUUGAAUACGUUUGGCCACUUCCCAGCCCUCCUCAGAAAGCGCAUAUCUCCUGAGUGGGCGACCGUGUUCGUAAACGAGGUCCUUUUGGAUCAACGUCUUCAUAGAAUUCCAUGCCGUGUAGAACUUCGAUGGAUCCGGGGGUGCAGUAAAUGAACUGUCACAGUACGGUUGUGCCACCUCUAUCAGAUGAGCUUUUGUCAUACCUUGACCUGGGUUCUCGCCUUGAGUAGCCAGACCUAACAACAGCGCAUAUGGUCCAGAACGUAGAGUUGGUACAUAAGGUUUGGCUUUUCGUGGCUUCUUCGCCGGUUGUUCAGCAACGCCUGUAUCUGAUGUCCUUUUAUUACCUAUGAAUU